GCAGGCUGCUUCACUGCCACAGGGUGUCCAGGAGUGAGUUCGUAACUCGUGGGGAUUGUGGCGGGGCGUCGCAGACCCUGUCGGAACCUCACGGAAUAGGCUUCCAUAAUGGCUGAAAAUGGUGACAGUGAAAAAAUGAGUGACCUGGAGUCCAAAAUUUGCCAACAAAUUGAGUACUAUUUUGGUGACUUUAAUCUUCCACGAGACAAAUUUUUAAAGGAACAGAUCAAAAUAGAUGAUGGCUGGGUACCUUUGGAGACAAUGAUCAAAUUCAACAGAUUAAGCAAACUCACAAAAGACUUUGAUGUGAUAAGAAGUGCUUUAAAGAAAUCAAAGGCAGAACUCAUGGAAGUUAGUGAGGAUCAAACUAAAAUCAGAAGAUCUCCAAGCAAACCCCUCCCUGAAGUAACAGAUGAGUAUAAAAAUGAAGUAAAAAACAGAUCUAUCUAUGUUAAAGGUUUUCCAACAGAUGCAACCCUUGAUGACAUAAAAGAAUGGUUAGAAGGUAAAGGUCAAGUACAAAAUAUUCAAAUGAGGAGGACAUUACAUAAAGCAUUUAAGGGAUCAAUAUUUGCUGUGUUUGAUAGUGUUGAAUCUGCCAAGAAGUUUAUAGAAACCCCUGGACAAAAAUACAAAGAUACAGAGCUGCUGAUACUGUUUAAGGAAGAUUAUUUUGCAAAAAAGAAUGAAGAAAGGAAGCAAAAUAAAGUAGAAGCUAAAGCUAAAGCUAAACAAGAGCAAGAAGAAAAACAGAGGCAAGCAGAAGAUGCUGAAUUGAAAUCUCUGGAUGAAAAGAUUGGAUGUUUGCUGAAAUUUUCUGGUGAUUUAGAUGAUCAAACCUGUAGAGAAGAUCUUCACACACUUUUCUCUAAUUAUGGAGAAAUAAAAUGGAUAGACUUCAUCAGGGGAGCAAAAGAGGGUAUAAUCCUAUUUAAAGAAAAGGCAAAAGAAGCACUGGAUAAGGCCAAUGAAGCAAAUAAUGGAAACCUAAAAUUAAGAAACAAAGAUGUAACGUGGGAAGUAUUAGAAGGAGAGACAGAGAAAGAAGCUUUAAAAAAAAUAAUUGAAGACCAACAGGAAUCCCUAAAUAAGUUGAAGUCAAAAGGUCGCAAAUUUAAAGGAAAAGGAAGAGGAGGUGGUAAAACUGUCCAGGGUAUACCCAAUAAAGGAAAAAUACAAUUCCAGGGCAAGAAAACAAAAUUUGAUAGUGAUGAAGAACAAGAAAAUGGUGAUGCUGGAGGGACCCUUAAAAGGACACGAGAAGAACCUGAAAAAGAAGAACCUGCACCAAAACAAUUGAAAACAGAAAAUGGAGCUGGAGACCAAUAGCUUGAUACAAAAAUUUUUAUUCAUUUUAAAUAAAUUUUAAGCUGUUUCA
Molecule: messenger RNA, 1378 nt
Organism: Antechinus flavipes (yellow-footed antechinus)
Lineage: Eukaryota; Metazoa; Chordata; Mammalia; Dasyuromorphia; Dasyuridae
Gene: SSB
Product: small RNA binding exonuclease protection factor La
Exons: 12
Coding region: 109-1329 (406 amino acids)
Biological process (GO): RNA processing; positive regulation of translation
Cellular component (GO): cytosol; nucleus; ribonucleoprotein complex
Molecular function (GO): RNA binding
Source: RefSeq, a predicted model, not a curated record